Molecule: messenger RNA, 3412 nt
Organism: Andrographis paniculata
Lineage: Eukaryota; Viridiplantae; Streptophyta; Magnoliopsida; Lamiales; Acanthaceae
Product: protein ALTERED PHOSPHATE STARVATION RESPONSE 1
Exons: 4
Coding region: 375-2897 (840 amino acids)
Source: RefSeq, a predicted model, not a curated record
GCUGCUACCCGACGCCAUUCUCCUGGCUGGCUGCCAUCCUCCUUGCUUUACCCAGAGACCCGAACCAGUCCAGAAUCCAGAUAUAAUUCAAUUCAAUUAUAUACCAAACAAAUCAAACAUAUUGAAAAAAGAUUCCUUCUUCCUCUUCCCCAACCCUACCCCUACCCCUACCUCGACCCCCACCCCUAUCCCUCCCAUCAGUCUGUCCGACCAUGAUUUAAUUUAACCACAACCAUUCAUCUUCUUCCGCCCCCUUGUGUUUUUUGUUUUUUUAAUUUUCUAAAUUUUCUUAUCUUUUGUGUGGUUUUCACUCCUCCUAAUCAGUAAUCAGGGAAGGAAAGGAAUUAAUAAUAGUAGUGGUAGCAGUAUUUCCCAUGGGGGGCUGCGCCAGUUCCAAGCUUGAUGACUCGCCGGCGCUGGCUCUUUGCCGAGACCGCUGCGCUUUUCUCGACGAGGCUGUCCGGCAGCGCUUCGCCUUGGCCGAUGCCCACUUAGCUUAUCUCCACUCCCUCAAAGCCAUCGGCUUUUCCCUCGACCUUUUCUUCAAUCAAGAUCCCGACGCUUCCCCUCCCUCCCCUCUUCUCAACCUCCCCCCUCAAAGGAAGGGGGACCCCUCCCCACCCUCCUCUUCUCCUCCCCCGGACAAAAUUAAGCACCAUCUCCACUCCCACUCCGACUCCGACUCCGAUUCAGAUGCGCAUCUCCACUUUGAUUCUGAUGAUGAAGACGGCUCUGGUUCGGAAUCCCUCCAUCAUCAUCAUCAUGAAGACGGGACUCCUCCCCCUCCCCUUCAGCAGCAACACCUCCCGUACGACAGCUAUUUGCCUCCCAUGUACGGCCAUCUGAAUCCAAAUCUUCCGGGAGCCGGCGGCGGGGGCUUUAUGAACAUCAAUUACAUGAAAAAACAACCGACGCCGUCUAUGGUGUUUGCUCAACGCCCCAUGAGUCCAGAAACUAUGCGAAUGGGCGAAUCGUCUUCUUACUAUCCUCAGCCUAUCUAUUCCAAUACCAACAAUCAGAACCCAAGUCAUUCAUACCCUUCUUACUACAAUUCCAGAAGUGAUUAUUCAAAUUAUCCUAAUUACGGUGCUGGAGGUGGGUUCUUCGGUGGGUCCUCUGCUCAGCAGGCAGCGUACGACGGUGGCUUUGCAUCUCUUCCGGGAGCGGGAGUGGCUUCCAGCUCCAAAGCCCCACCUCCUCCACCUUCACCCCCUAGGCCAUCGGCUUGGGAUUUUUUAAAUCCGUUUGAGAGCUUCGAGAAAUACUAUCCGACGUACACUCCAAGCCGCGAUUCUAGGGAGGUAAGAGAAGAUGAGGGGAUUCCUGAUUUGGAGGAUGAUGAGGAUGAGGUUGUGAAGGAAGUUCAUGGGGACCAGAAAUUUGUGGACAGUGGGAGAAGCAGCAAUUAUUCAAAACCAGGGAUAUCAGAACAGGAUGCUCGAGCGGUGAAUGAUGAGGUGCUACAGUAUAGGGGUGCUAGACAAAGUGUAGGGACUGAAAGUGAUCCUGUGGAGUAUGAGGUGCAUAUGGUGGAUAAAAAGGUGGUUGAUGCCGAGGGGGGCUCCAAAGAUAGGGGCAAUGCAUCUGGAUUUAAGCCACGGGGUGGCGGGUUCAAAGGAGACUAUGAUGUUGUCAGGGAGAUUAAAGUUCUCUUUGAGCGAGCCUCCGACUCCGGAGAUGAGCUUGCAAAGUUUCUUGAGGUUGGAAAGCUGCCUUAUAAACGCAAACAUGGUGGACAUCAGGUUUCUUCCAAGAUAUUGCAUUUGUCUGCGGUGUCCUCGCAACCUUCGACGUCUAAGGGCUCUGAUGCUACUGAUCCAGCUUCUUUGGAGAUUGAUAAAGAAUUGCAGCUGAGGUCGAAGACACUUUCUUCUACAUUACAUAAGUUGUAUCUCUGGGAGAAGAAAUUGUGUGAAGAAGUAAAGGUUGAGGAGAAAAUGAGAGUCCUCCAUGAGCGGAAGUCUAGAAAAUUAAAGCGUUUGGAUGAAAAGGGUGCUGAACCCCACAAAGUUGAUGCAACCAGGACUUUAGUGAGGAGUCUUUCGACAAAAAUUAAAAUUGCAAUUCAGGUAGUUGAUAAGAUAUCGGUGAAGAUAAAUACAUUAAGAGAUGAAGAGUUGUGGCCCCAGCUAAACGAGUUCAUUCAAGGGUUGACUAGAAUGUGGAAGUCCAUGCUUGAGUGUCACCAGAGUCAGUGUCAAGCAAUUACCGAGGCAAAACGAUUGGAUGCCAUUGCACUAAGAAAACACUUCAGCGACGAUCAUUUUGAAGCAACUCGGCAGCUUGAGCACGAUCUUAUCAAUUGGACUCUGAGGUUCUCUUAUUGGGUUGGCGCGCAAAAGGGCUAUGUCCAGGCAUUGAAUAACUGGCUGAUGAAAUGUCUUCUUUACGUUCCUGAAGAAACAGAUGACGGGACUGUGCCGUUCUCUCCUGGUAGAAUUGGUGCUCCUCCAGUUUUUGUUGUUUGUUAUCAAUGGUGGCACUUGUUGGAUAGAAUUUCUGAGAAGGAAGUUAUCGAUUCUAUGCGCGAAUUUGCUUCGAACGUCCUUCAGCUAUGGGAUCGGGACAAAGCAGAAAUGCGGCAAAGGAUGCUAUCGAGCAAGGAUGAUAGAAAAAUCAAGAGCCUGGAGAAAGAAGACCAGAAGAUACAGAAAGAGAUGCAGGCGUUGGACAAAAGGAUGAUGCUAAUUUCUGCAGACAGCAACGGGAUGCCAUUAACAGGACAUGUCGUGUACCAAAGUGAAACCACGAAAGGUGGGAGUCUACAGGCCAGUCUGCAACAUGUUCUUGAGGCAAUGGAAAGAUUUACGGCUAACUCGCUUAAAGUGUACGAGGAACUACUGCAACGCAUCGAAGAAGACCAUCUUGCUGGGGCGCAAGAAACUGCUUCUUCAUAAACGUUGAAUUCAUUGUUGCGACACCAAUAACCGACCACAGGCUGCAUUUGUUGGUGCACAAGAUCAUCGAUAAUAAUAAGAUGCAAUUGUGCAAUGAUUGAUUCAUUGUUGUGUGGGAAAAGAGACGAAGAAUCAAAACAAUACAAUAGAAUACCUGAGGUUGCAUCCAUUUCAACAGGAUCAAGCAUGGCAUAUUGGGGAUUGGUUGAUCAUCAAAGAAAGAAAGAAAAGAAAUGAAGAAAGGAAGCUUGUGGCACAUGUAAGUAGGUAUGUAUUGUGUUUGUAUCCAUGAACAUAAACGAAGGCAGCAAAGUUUUGAGAAGAGUGGAAGGUGUAUAAAAGUAGAAGCUACUUCCAUUAAUGGAGAAAAAGCAAGCUUUAAUUUUUAUGGGGAAGUGGUAGUGGAACUAUUGAUGUUUCUGUAGUGUACAGUAAAGUACAGUAUGGUAAGUAAGAGGCUGUUCUUAUUUUUGACAUUAUUAAGAAGACAUUGAAAUGCGAUUUGAGCUGAGGAA